Messenger RNA from Cydia fagiglandana, 2130 nucleotides. RefSeq lists its product as uncharacterized. The record is from RefSeq and is a predicted model, not a curated record. Gene Ontology annotation, molecular function: nucleic acid binding; zinc ion binding. The transcript has a single exon. The coding region runs from base 176 to 1135 and encodes 319 amino acids. NCBI's taxonomy places the organism in Eukaryota, Metazoa, Arthropoda, Insecta, Lepidoptera, Tortricidae.
ACUGUAGUAUAUGCAUGCAAACCGGCGCGGGCGCGGUGUCGCUCCCCGCGCACCCCUUUGUAUCAAUCAGUAAUAAACGGACCGUCGACUGUACUGCUGUGUUUCCUUUACGCUCUCAAAUACCUCACUGGCGACGAAUCUACCCGCGCGUGAAAAAAAAAAAUAACCGUUGAUUAUGACGACUACUUGUAUCGGAAGUCUUACAGUUUUUGACCAUAAUUCUCAAGAGUGGAAGAUAUUUCAUGGAAGGCUGCAGCAGUAUAUUCUUUUAAAUUCAGUUGUAGAUGCCAAGAAGGCACCGUUAUUACUCACUCAUCUGUCGGAUGAUACCUACCGUCUGGCCACAGAUCUCGUGCAUCCUAAGAAAGUAGAGGAUUUUGCGUUUGACGCUUUAGUCGAAGUGCUAAACAAGCAUUUCUCGCCGAAAAGGUGUACCUUCGCCGACAGGGAGAAGUUUUUUGAGGCGAGAAGGACAACGGGAGAAAGCGUCGAGGGAUGGGCGGCGCGAGUUCGCGGACUCGCCGUGCACUGCGAGUUCGGCACUGCAUUGGACAUGCUGCUAGUGAAUCGUUUUGUGCUAGGCAUGAACGUAGGCCGCGAACGUGAUCGCUUAUUCGAGCAGGACGCUACUUCGCUUUCGUUUGCGAAAGCCUUGGAGGUGGCACAGCAGGCGGCGAGUGCGCGCCAUGCCCGGGCGACGGCCACGGAGUCAACGGCGGCGGCGCUCGUGAAGGAGGAACCGGUGUACCGGGUGAGCGGGUCGAAACCCGCCACCGACCGCGGACGAGAGGUUCGCAAGUGCACCGUGUGCGGCAUGAAAAAUCAUGAUGCGGACCAGUGCAAAUAUAAGGGUUACAAGUGUCAAAAGUGCGGUUUAGUUGGCCAUUUGAAAAAAGUGUGUAAGGCCAAGUUGUCGCGAAUUAAUAAUAUAGGGCAGCAAAAUAGUGAUACUUCGGAUGAUGCGUCGUGCUGCGUGGAGUGCCAAAACUAUAGAUUAAGGUACGUUUCAAUAAAACCUAUUGAAAUUGAAGUACAGUUAGGGGAUAAUCUUGUCACUAUGGAACUAGAUUCCGGUUCGGGUACUUGCGUCAUAUCAGACACCUUGUAUUAUGAUAGGUUUCAUAAAUACAAAUGAUUGCCUUGUAAUGUCCGUAUGUGCUUUUAUAACGGCCAUAAAAUCGCACCUUUAGGAGUUUUUGAUAUUGAUGCUACUUUUAACAAUAGCACCAAAUGCAUCAGCAUUUUUGUUGUCAAAGAUGGAGGACCCGGUCUAUUAGGCCGCGAUUUUAUGGCCGCCUUUGACAUAUAUUUCACUGCGAGGAUAAAUAAAAUAAGUGAAGAUAAGGAUUUUGAUCUUUUGUUAGAACAAUACCCUAACCUGUGGCGUGACGAGCUAGGUGCAUUUAAUAAGUUUAAAGUCACUUUAACAUUAAAUAAUAAAGCUAGCCCUAAAUUUUUUAAGCCACGACCUAUACCCUUUGCCCUUAAAGGGAAAGUAGAAGCUGAACUAGAUAGGUUGGUAGGGUUAGGUAUUUUGGUACCCGUCAACCAUUCCCAAUACGCUACUCCAAUUGUACCAGUGCUUAAAGAGAACGGUAAAGUAAGAAUCGCGGGGGAUUUUUCGGUUACUCUGAAUAAGGACUUAGUGAUUGAUAAGUAUCCGCUCCCUCGUAUAGAGGAAGUAUUCGCAAAGCUGGGCGGCGGCGAGCACUAUAGUAAAAUCGAUUUGAAGAACGCAUACAAUCAAUUUGUUUUAAGCGAUGAGUCCCAGGAGCUCACUACAAUAAACACCCCGAAGGGAUUAUUUAAGUAUACUCGUCUCGUUUAUGGCUUAGCGAAUGCUCCGGCUAUUUUUCAAAAAGCCAUGGAGACGUUGCUUGCCGGCAUAGAUGGAGUGAGUUGCUGGCUGGACGACAUAUGUAUUACAGGUCCCAACAAAGUUGUCCACCUUAGCAGGUUACGGGAAGUACUGAGUAGGCUUGACCAAGCCGGUCUCCGUCUGCAGAAGGAAAAGUGUGAGUUUUUCAAAAAUAGUGUUACUUAUUUAGGUUACACAAUAAGUAAAAAAGGGCUUCAAUCCAGUGCGCAAAAGGUAAAAGCGGUAAUUAAUGCACCGGAACCUAAAAAUGU